Messenger RNA from Aedes albopictus (Asian tiger mosquito), 4275 nucleotides. It is a transcript of the gene Ets98B, whose product is annotated as DNA-binding protein D-ETS-4. Gene Ontology annotation, molecular function: DNA-binding transcription factor activity, RNA polymerase II-specific; sequence-specific DNA binding. NCBI's taxonomy places the organism in Eukaryota, Metazoa, Arthropoda, Insecta, Diptera, Culicidae. The record is from RefSeq and is a predicted model, not a curated record. Gene Ontology annotation, cellular component: nucleus. Gene Ontology annotation, biological process: cell differentiation; regulation of transcription by RNA polymerase II. The coding region runs from base 775 to 2448 and encodes 557 amino acids. The transcript has 5 exons.
CUUUUGCGCGAUCAGCCUUGCGUUUAUUCACGAGUCGAGAGCUGAACAGAGCGGAGUGAUUAUUGCUACUUUCGCAAAGAUUUUUUUUUGGUCUUAUACCUUAUUCGCUACCCAAACACUGAUUGAAAGUCUAGAGAUUAUCAAGGAGUCUCUCUGAAGGAUCGCGGUGAAGAGUCAAAUUUGACGAAGUGCAAGCAAGUUACGAAGACUGAAGCGUGUGACCUUUGCGAACUGGGCGAAAUAAUUUCGGAAUUUCGGACAGAGGUGAUAAUUCGGUGGAUUGUGUGUGCGCUGCUUGAAGUGACUGAUUAUCUCGGCGCAACACAACAAAGUACGGUGGAGAGUCAGUGAAUCGGCGCCGAGUUUUUAGUCAGUUUUUUUUCGCCAAGCAAGAGUGAGCAGGAGAUGAGUUUACAUCGCUGAUAACAGUUAUCAUCGUUACAACUUAUAACUCAUAUUACUGCUGGGCUUAAUGCGCUGCAGCAAGCGAAGACAACACAUUUAACGAGCGCGUGAGCAGAAGCGUUUAAAUCAGUGAAGGCGAAAAACUGCCAUACCAAGCGCGUUCCACCGAUGCCUGAGGGCGUUUGCGCAUAAACAAAGUCGCGAAUGGAAAAGCGUUCAACCGCAAGUGGUGCAUGCCAGUGAAAAACCAUAUGCUAGCAGGGAAAGUACGCAAUUAAGAAACGUUUAACUAACUUAUUUAUUUAUUCGACGAGUGUGUAUAUUUAUUAAAUCGCGUGUGCUAAGCUAUAUUACCGAACACAAAAAAAAAUGGCCCAAGAGAUGAUGUUCUACCCAAAGGAGACGACUCCACAAACCGUGCCGGCUGGAAAUUUUACAUCGGACUUUUUCUCGGCGUAUGCGGAUGAUUUCGACUUGUCGCUGUUGACGCCAAGUGACGGUGAAGUUCCGUUGAGUCCGCAGUCCCAGCAGCAGCGUCAGCAGCUACAAAUUCAGCAGUCUAUGCUCCAAGUCGGAGUCAACGCGUCGCUGCAGUACAUUCCAGCGACGAUCUUCCACGACGUACCGGCAUCGGUGCAGCAAACUCUGCAACAAAUGAAACAGGAGAAACCUUCGACCUGGACCGAGAGCCUUUCCGAUUCCUCGUUGAAGUCGGCGUUGCUAGAGCAACUCCAGGCUGGACCCCAGUACCAAUACUACUCCAGCCCUCUGCUGAGUCCCCCGCAAGAAAAGUACACUGUGUACCCACCGUCACCAACGCCAUCCAUCCCAGAUUUCCAAAGUCUUAACGUUCCGCAGACCGGCGGAAACUUCAUCACAAUCAAGCAGGAGUUCUGUUCGCUUCCACCGUCGCCGCCGGAUUCGAACGGAGCUCCUUCACCGGUUCACUGCAGCGAGAUCAAAACCGAGUUCGACAUUGAACCCACGAUCGACAUCGAUUCCCUGCUGGGCUCCCCGAAGCAACCCAAGGAGGAGCCCUUCGACAAACCCCUGGAGUUCAACAUCCUACGGGAACAUCUCCAGGACCCCGGGCUACAGCGCAAGAACAACCCGAAGCCCGUUGAACUGGACUCUUUCAUCGGGGGCAUGAGCACGCAUGCUGAUCUCGACACGAUCUUCGAACUAGCUCUGCAGGAUGCCCGCGUUGGAAUCCAGACGGCGUGCACCGUCCUUGGGAUCUCACCCGAUCCCCGCCAGUGGUCCCCGGAGCAGGUCCAACAGUGGCUCCAGCUGAUGAUGACCAAGUACAACCUGCCACCGCUGAUCAACACCGCGAGCCUAUUCCCGGAAAGCGGCGACCAGCUAACCCUACUCUCGAUGGACGAAUUCGUACGGCGCAUUCCGCAGGGAGGUGACAAACUGCAUGGACAGCUGGAGCUGUGGAAGCAAAUCUUCCGCUCUUCGGCGGCCGCAAUUACGGCGGUCGUUACGGUUGGUGGUGGCGGAGGUGGUCCCGAUAGUGUUUCGGUUGGUGGUCCCACGACCGUGGCGGCAGGAGCUGUAGCGACGCCAUCUACGACGGCGGUGGCUGUGGUCGUGCCUCAGCAGGAAUCGGGCGCCUUCGAUGCGGAGUCCGGCAACGAUGACAUCAGUGACGAUGAAGACGAAGACAUGCCCCUGGAGGGAACCGGAGGCACCACCCCUUCCACAUCGGCUGGUGCCCCCAACACCUCCUCCACCGGUACCGGAAAACCACGCCAAGGUGGUUCCCACAUCCAUCUGUGGCAGUUCCUCAAAGAACUGCUGGCCACACCGGACCAACACGGAACCGCUAUCCGCUGGAUCGACCGCACCAAGGGAGUGUUCAAAAUCGAAGACUCUGUGCGGGUGGCCCGGCUCUGGGGACGUCGCAAGAACCGACCGGCUAUGAAUUAUGAUAAGCUGUCCCGGUCGAUUCGGCAGUACUACAAGAAGGGCAUCAUGCAGAAAACCGAACGCUCGCAACGGUUGGUGUACCAGUUCUGUCAUCCGUAUUCGCUGUAGAUUUGCCAACGGAGUGUGUGUGUCCAUUGGACGCAAAGCUAGCUUUAAGAGUUUUCGGUGUGAUUUGUUUGGAUGCACGUGCAAAUGUUUGUUUGUUUAGCCUAAGCUAUUUUAAGUUAUUUACCAUUGCGGGCGUGUGAAAUGUUGUGCGUCGGAGAAAAUCUCUUCCUGGAGAAAACCAUGGCCCACACCGAUUCGGGGUGGAAAAUUUUCCUCCGAGAAUCGAUUUUUUGCCUUCGUUGUCUGUUAAGUGUAUGUGCGAGUAGUCCGUAAGCAACCACAGAAUCACUCUUUUGUAUUAUCGCACCAAGCUCCGUCUGGCGGCAAGUGGUAUUAACUUGUCACGCGGAAGAUAAUAUUCUUAAAACGAUGUGAUUUAUAAUUUUACGCCAACAAUCGUUCCUGGAGGACGUUUUGUUGUAGCUUUUAAGUCAAAAGGCCAAGUAUGCAUCCGUGCACUGUUUGUCUGUCUGUCCAUGUGGAUGAUUGUGACAAUGAGUAACAACGCCACAUUCGGAAGCAGCAGUUGCCGAGCGCAGGCCGAAAUCUCUAUCGCAAAGAAUCUCGAACACUUGUAGUUCAACAGUGGAGCACAGCUUAAGGGUGAGGUUACUGUCGGCCAUUGCCACGGUACUCGUCCAUCUAGACGGAAUCAACCAAAGCUGAGUCCUCACACCCGAAGGACGGGGAAGGUAAUUUCCUCGGCUCGUUUGGGACGGGACGUCGUAAGCAUGAUUCCCGAAGCGAUGGUCGAGAGAAAUCCGGUCAGGCCGGGAGAAUCCGAAACCGGAAGCGAACGAUCCCGAAUAGUGAUGUGUGACAUCUGAUCUGAACGUAUCGUGAAGGUUUUUCGCUGUAUUGCUUACCGAGUCAACCAACUCUAACGGCACCUUAAACUGGACGCGGUCAUUUCGUCGAUCGACGCCCGGUGGUAAUACAAGGGCCGCAGAUUGGAGGCCGGUAAUUUUGGUCCCAUAUAUCUAUGAUAUAUUUUUAUUGUAAGUUCUAUGAACGAUACAAUUAAGAUGUUAUUUAAUCCGGAGUAAAUACAUCGAUUUCUUUUUUAAAUUUCCCUUAGUUUAGAACAUUAGUUUACCAAUAUCAUUGUAAAUAAAAAAAAAAAAAAAAACAAAAUCUUGCUAGGCUAUCGUUGCAAUACAAUCCGUAGAUUUAGGUGAUCGACCCUGUUUCUGCAGAAAGGGUCGAUCGAAAACAAUUUCCCCCCUCUAAAAUAAACUUGUCAGAAAUCAGGCCAAAAGGUUCCGAUCGGAAACAAGAGCUCACUUUCCGAUCGAAGGCUUUUCCAUCCCAAUUUCUCACGUGCUGUAGAGCUUACGUAUCCUAUCGUAAUGUACCAAUUUUGUAUUUGAGCAGCCAGAACCAAUCGCCAAUGGCCUUUUGCUUUUUACUUUUUCUCAAAUUGUAGUUAAACGGUGGCGGGAUAAUGUUAGGAAAACGGUUAGGAUUAGGACACACAUGAAUUUCUCAAACACAAAAACACACAUACAAAUACAUCGAGCAAACAUUAACCAAUUGUGAUCUAAGUGCCUUAUUGAUAUUUUUUACUGUUCUUUCUCCCUUAUUUAAAUGCAAAACAAAAUAAUUUUAUCAACUUAACAUAGGAUUAUAAGUGUAUGAUCUAAUCAAACCGCUAGGAGUUGCUUCUGUGUACUACACAUACAUAUAUUCAAAGUGAACCAAGGUUUCAAAGAGUUGAGUUUGAGAUAUGAUAACAACGGUUAGGGUUAAGGAUCCAUUGUCAAAUCAUUCUUCAUGUAGGAUUUAUUAAUCAUGAUUAAUAAAUGUAAGUCUAACCUAAAAACACAA